AUCUCGUUGAUGCCGUGGUGGCUGCCGCUUGCCGGAAUCACUCCCCUCUUUCACUGGAGGCUAGCGCCGGCCGUUGCAAUUCCAAGGAAGUAGCGUCCGGCCAUUUCAAUCGCUUCCUCUUUUCCGUGAUAACACUGGGGUGUGUGUGUGUGUGUGUGUAUUAUGGAGAUAUCGUUGUUAAACGUGAUUGUUAAUGGCAUAUCCUCGUUUUCACACUCAAAAUCUUCUGGAAACUUGAACUCAAAACCUAUCUUGAAGUAUCAUCAGGAGGCAGAGAAGAUCCUUAAACUGUUAAAGCCAAUACUUGAAGCCAUUAUUGAUACUGAUUUUGGCUCUGAUGAAGUUCUUCAGAAGAUAUUUGAAGAACUGAGUCAGACUCUGGAGGAACUGAGGGAGCUUUUUGGGAGUUGGCAACUAUUAUGUAGCAAAAUUUACAAUGUUUUGCAAAUUGAAUUCUUGAUAUCUAAGAUUCAGAUUUUGGCACUCGCCAUUUUCAAGCAGAUGAAGGCUUCCCAUCAAUGUCUUGCUAAUGAAUUCAAUUCUGCACAAGUAGAGCACUGUAUUGAGAAAAUAAAGAAUUUGGGGCAUGGAGAAACAUCUUCUAUCAUCAAAGAAGCUAUCAUGGAACAAGUGGAAGGCUUAGGACCUAGUUCAGAGGUCCUUGAAAAAAUUAUUGAGAAUCUAGGCUUAAGUUCUAACCAAGAGGUUCUGAUUGAGGCUGUGACACUUGAAAAGUUCAAGGAGAAUGCAGAACAGAUUGAAAAUUUUGCAGAAGCUGAAUAUCUAAACCAGAUUAUUACUCUUGCAACUCGAAUGCAUGAGAGUCUUAUAAUGCUGAAACAAGCCCAGAGUUAUAGCCCAGUUCCAGUACCUCUAGAUUUUUGCUGUCCUCUCUCUUUGGAAUUGAUGAAAGAUCCUGUGAUUGUGUCAUCAGGGCAAACUUAUGAGCGAGCUUUUAUUAAGAAUUGGAUCGAUCUCGGGCUUGAUGUUUGUCCAAAGACACGUCAGACUCUGACUCAUACCAACCUAAUACCAAACUAUACCGUAAAAGCACUGAUUACAAAUUGGUGUGAGUUGAACAAUGUCAAGCUACGUGAUCCUAUAAUGUCCUUAAACUUGAAUCAUUGUAGUUCAACUUCAGAAGGUUCUUCAAGUGACAUCACUAGCAGGAAAAGUUUUGAUAUUUUAAGAAUAUCACAAUCACGUUCUGAUGACAUCAUGUCUACUAGUUUAGAUGAAAUGAGUGUGGAUUUAGUUAGCCAAGAUUCACCAUAUACAAUGGAAUCUUCCAAUGCCUUCAACUCAGAACAAUCUCAAGCUGAUCUUGCACUUUCAAAUGAAAACUUCCCUCAAGGAAAUAAAGCUGAUAGUAGUUCUUCUAUGGAGGUGAAUCCAAAGUUAGAAACCACCAGUGCUACUGUCUUGAAUGCUCAGAGAGAACCUGAGUUCUCAGCUCCAUCAUUAGAGGCAAGGCCUCAAGUCUUAAGUAUAUGGCAGCAUCCACCAGGGAAUUUAAGGUUAGCUUCUUCAUUACCUGCAAUUGAAAUUAGACCAAGUCCUUCUGGUAUUGAAACCCAAGUUCAGAAUUUGGCCAAAGACUUGAAGAGCUCUUCAAUUGAUACUCAGAGAGAAGCAACAGAAGAACUCCGCCUUCUUGCGAAGCAUAAUGUGGAGAAUCGAAUUGUGAUUGCAAAUUGUGGAGUUAUUAGCCCAUUAGUGGACUUACUCCAGUCUUCUGAUACAAAGGUCCAAGAAAAUGCCGUGACGGCACUUCUAAACCUAUCAAUCAAUGAUAAUAACAAAACUGCAAUUGCAAAUGCUGGUGCAAUCGAUUUUCUAAUUCAUGUUCUUGGAACAGGAUGUCCUGAAGCCAAGGAGAAUUCAGCAGCAACACUUUAUAGCCUAUCAAUGAUGGAAGAAAACAGGAUCAGGAUUGGUAGAUCAGGGGCAAUUAAGCCACUGGUUGAUUUAUUAGCAAAUGGAACUUCAAGAGGAAAGAAAGAUGCUUCCACUGCUUUGUUUAACCUCUCAAUAUUUCACGAAAACAAAGGUCGUAUCGUGCAAGCUGGCGCUGUGAAGUACCUCGUGGAGCUAAUGGAUCCGGCAGCUGGAAUGGCAGACAAGGCAGUGGCUGUUUUAGCAAAUCUUGCAUCUAUUCCAGAAGGAAGAACUGAAAUUGUUCAUGAAGGUGCUAUUCCUAUUCUAGUUGAUGUUAUUGAAUUAGGUUCUACAAGAGGGAAGGAAAAUGCAGCAGCUACUUUGCUGCAUAUUUGCUCAAAUAGUAGCAGGUUUUUAAGCAUUAUGAUCCAUGAAGGAGCUAUCCCACCAUUAGUAGCAUUGUCACUAUCUGGUACUCCAAGGGCUAAAGAAAAAGCUCAAGCUCUGCUUAACCACUGUAGAAGUCAAAGACAUGGCAGUGCUAGAAGAGGUUGAUUUGAUUUCACCAGCUUCAUAAUCAUUCUGAGUUUUUUGGGUGAAUUCUAACUGGACAUCUCAAAUUAAUGUAUUCUGAGUUGUUUGUGGAAAUAAAUUAGUAUCCAUAUAUGUAUAUAUCAGCUUUACAGAACAUGGAAAUAGUUUUCUUGCAUGUGUUUCGAUAAAUAAUAUCAUUCAUGCAUAUAGAAGAGUAUCAGAAAAGCUCUUCUCAACAAAAACGUUCAAUCCUUUGG
This is a messenger RNA of Prosopis cineraria, 2669 nucleotides long. Its product is annotated as U-box domain-containing protein 4-like. The record is from RefSeq and is a predicted model, not a curated record. The transcript is spliced from 5 exons. NCBI's taxonomy places the organism in Eukaryota, Viridiplantae, Streptophyta, Magnoliopsida, Fabales, Fabaceae. Gene Ontology annotation, biological process: protein ubiquitination. Gene Ontology annotation, cellular component: nucleus; cytoplasm. Gene Ontology annotation, molecular function: ubiquitin-protein transferase activity; protein binding. The coding region runs from base 163 to 2433 and encodes 756 amino acids.